GUCCCGGAAGCGGAACGGGAAAAGGCGGAAGUAGAGGCCGGGGCCUGCGAGACGCACCGGCGGGAGCGGCGCUGCGGGCGUUGCAACCUGCCUACAGGUGGAGAACCUGCAGCAUCCUUAACUCCAGGCACUCCUGCACUUAAGACCAAGCACGAUGGCAGGUCGAGGUGGGGCUGCCCGACCGAAUGGACCAGCUGCUGGGAACAAAAUCUGCCAGUUCAAACUCGUCCUGCUGGGAGAGUCAGCGGUGGGCAAGUCCAGCCUGGUCCUGCGCUUCGUCAAGGGGCAGUUCCACGAGUACCAGGAGAGCACAAUUGGAGCUGCCUUCCUCACACAGACAGUGUGUCUGGAUGACACAACGGUGAAGUUUGAGAUCUGGGACACGGCGGGGCAGGAGCGAUACCACAGCCUGGCCCCCAUGUACUACCGGGGCGCCCAGGCUGCCAUCGUGGUCUACGACAUCACCAACACAGACACAUUUGUACGAGCCAAGAACUGGGUGAAAGAGUUGCAGAGGCAGGCUAGCCCCAAUAUUGUAAUUGCACUAGCAGGAAACAAGGCAGACCUUGCUAACAAGAGAGCUGUGGACUUCCAGGAUGCACAGACAUAUGCAGAUGACAACAGCUUGCUGUUCAUGGAGACGUCGGCGAAGACAGCGAUGAAUGUGAAUGAAAUCUUCAUGGCAAUAGCCAAGAAACUGCCAAAAAACGAACCCCAGAACGCUCCUGGUGGCCCGGGCAGGAAUCGGGUGGUGGACCUUCAGGAGAGCAGCCAGCCCAGCAGAAGCCAGUGCUGCAGCAACUGAGCAGCUGCUGCAGCCCACGAGCCCUUGGAGGAGUGACUGGAACCCACGCUAACGAUCGCACUUACCGUAGGGCGGCCGCUGCCGGCGCCGCCGUGAUUCUCCAUCCCUUUCUGAUCAUAGGCUGGAGGGAGUUCUUCCACCUGCACCUUUCUGUACAAAUACUAAUUCAAUUCUAAGUCUUAAGUCACUUUUUUAAUAUAUGAACUUCUGCUCUUCCCUCUUCCUGGUGGUGGUGGAUGCAGGAGCUGGUGUCUGCCCAGCCAGCGUGGCCGUCCCGCAGGUGAGGCCAGCAGCAGCCAGGUCCCACAGCACUGUAGUUCACUAUGGGAAACAAAGGGAUAUUGGGACACGUGUUUAAGGUUCCCUGUCUGUAAGAGCUGAGGCUGAUCCCGUACGAUGUGCCCAGAACAACCACUAAACUGUAGCAUUAGAGACAAACUCCGGCUCUUGGGCCACUUAUUGACCAAAUCAAUGAUGAGUAUUUGGGGUGGGGCAGAGGGAAGCAAAACUGGUUUCUUCUGUAUUUUGUAUUGUAUGUUUCUCCAUGUAACCAAUCAGUAUCUUGUCAAUAUAGUACAUCCAACGA
Molecule: messenger RNA, 1391 nt
Organism: Melospiza georgiana
Lineage: Eukaryota; Metazoa; Chordata; Aves; Passeriformes; Passerellidae
Gene: RAB5C
Product: RAB5C, member RAS oncogene family
Exons: 6
Coding region: 155-805 (216 amino acids)
Molecular function (GO): GTPase activity; GTP binding
Source: RefSeq, a predicted model, not a curated record